AUGAGUUUAAAUACCGAUGAUGCCACAGCCAUCUGUGACCGGGAGCCCCAGAGAGCAAAAUUCGCCGUGCUCUCAGGGAUCCUCGAUCAAUCACAAUCAUGGGCAUGUGUGAGCUCAGCACCUGCUAAAAACAUUGAAAGAAAUAUUGAAAUGAUUUCCACAAUUAUUUUCUCUGUUUUUCUUUUCCUGGCUCUGUCAGCUGGAACAGUAAGUCUGAUCAGCAAGAGCCACAAAGGUGACAAUCCUCUGCUCAAUUAUGUGCUGAACAACUCUUUAAGGGAGCAUCCAGUGCUGACUAAACUGCGCCUGAAAACAAUGGAAGAUCCCUUGAACAUUAUGUUGGUGGCUUCAGAAGAAGCUCAAUUAAUGGCUAAUCUAAUAAAACUGAUUAAAGGCAACAAAACAAUCGAAAUAGGCAUGUAUACAGGAUACAAUGCCUUGAGUAUGGCUUUGUCCAUUCCCGAGGAUGGCCGAGUGGUGGCCUGUGAAAUCAAUGACUCUUAUGUGCAAAUAGCCAAGCCGUUCUUCAGAGAGGCUGGAGUAGAAAAGAAAAUUGACAUCCAGUAUCAAAUUGCACUUAAAACCUUGGAUGAACUCCUUGAGGCUGGUGAAGCGGAAACCUAUGACUUUGUAUUCAUUGAUGCAGACAAGAUAAACUAUGAAAAUUACUAUGAGAGAUCCCUCCAGCUUAUUCGUAAAGGUGGCAUAAUAGCUAUUGAUAAUGUCCUUUGGGGAGGGAGAGUCAUAAACCCUGACAAGGAUGAUGUCAUCUCCCAGACCAUUGACCGGCUGAAUAAAAAACUCCACAAAGACCAUCGAGUGGAUCUGAGCAUGCUCCCUGUGGCUGACGGCCUAACCCUGGCUAUUAAAUUAUAA
This is a messenger RNA of Neoarius graeffei (lesser salmon catfish), 876 nucleotides long. RefSeq names its product catechol-O-methyltransferase domain containing 1 (gene comtd1a). The record is from RefSeq and is a predicted model, not a curated record. The coding region runs from base 1 to 876 and encodes 291 amino acids. The transcript has 8 exons. Lineage: Eukaryota; Metazoa; Chordata; Actinopteri; Siluriformes; Ariidae. Gene Ontology annotation, molecular function: O-methyltransferase activity; S-adenosylmethionine-dependent methyltransferase activity.